This is a messenger RNA of Durotheca rogersii, 465 nucleotides long. RefSeq lists its product as uncharacterized. The transcript has 2 exons. Bases 1 to 465 code for a protein of 154 amino acids. The record is from RefSeq and is a predicted model, not a curated record. NCBI's taxonomy places the organism in Eukaryota, Fungi, Ascomycota, Sordariomycetes, Xylariales, Xylariaceae.
AUGGCUCCAGUCGAAACGGCCUCGCUCAAACCGCCGCCACAUAACGUCUUCGGCGAGUCCCCGCCCAUCGUGAGGCCCCUCGACGAGUGGCAAUUGAACGACCCCAAUAUAAUAGUUCCCGUCCGGUUUGCUGUCGCCGGGCUAGGUGAUGUCAUUCUCUGGCAGUAUGGCAUCGUGGAGCGCAAGAAUGUAACCGCCCUCGGCCGUCACCUCCAGGGCCUGUAUGGCUACAACGUCGUCCAAGUCCUGUUCAUCGACAUAUUCACCAUCCUCUGGUACUUCGACCGGGACUCCCUCUACAGUGCGGGGCCCUUGGCCGCCUUGUUGCCGAGGGAGUGGACAGACUUCCGCCACGAAAAUCACGACGCCCACGCCCCCCGCUUGCCUAAUCUCGAAACCGCCCUCGCCCAGUAUAGAGAGCGCACGGCAAUGGAGGGCUUCGACCACCACUGGUAUGAGAUUUAG